CACAUAGCGAAGCCCAACGCUUAACCUGCGCACCACAGGAGAUCCAUUCACCCAAAAUAGAAAAGCAAAGAACAGAGAAGAAAAACAGAAACGAGCUGAAGUAAAAAGGUUUUCGGACGAGUCAGACUCAGUCCUUCCCAUUUCUACACUCAAGUCAGAAUCCUCUUCCAGAAACUCUCCUCCGGCCGGAGCGCAGCGCACCUGAAGCAGAGACGAAACCGAGCUGGAUGAGAUUCUAGUCUCAACAUGUAUAUAAAACAGGUUAUCAUUGAAGGGUUUAAGAGUUACCGGGAGCAAGUAGCCACCGAGACUUUCAGUCCAAAAGUCAACUGUGUUGUGGGCGCUAAUGGAUCUGGAAAAUCGAACUUUUUCCAUGCGAUUCGUUUUGUGCUAAGUGACCUCUUUCAAAACCUGCGAAGUGAAGAUAGGCACACUCUACUGCAUGAAGGUGCUGGACACCAAGUGUUAUCUGCCUUUGUGGAGAUUGUUUUCGAUAAUUCAGAUAAUCGCAUCCCGGUGGAUAAGGAGGAAGUGCGUCUGCGUAGAACAAUUAGUUCAAAAAAAGAUGAGUAUUUCCUGGAUGGAAAACAUAUUACGAAAACUGAAGUUAUGAAUUUGUUGGAAAGUGCUGGUUUCUCUCGCUCAAACCCGUAUUAUGUAGUGCAGCAAGGAAAGAUUGCAUCGUUAACAUUAAUGAAAGAUUCUGAGCGUCUGGAUUUAUUGAAAGAAAUCGGCGGAACACGAGUAUAUGAAGAGAGACGUCGUGAAAGUUUGAAAUUAAUGCAAGAAACAGGAAAUAAAAGGAAGCAGAUAGUGCAAGUUGUUCAAUACUUGGACGAGAGACUGAAGGAACUGGAUGCAGAGAAAGAUGAGCUGAGGAAGUAUCAACAGCUUGAUAAGCAGCGUAAAUCUCUUGAGUACACAAUUUAUGAUAAAGAACUCCAGGAUGCUCGGCAGAAAUUGAAAGAGGUUGAGGACGCUCGAAACAGGGUAUCAGAAACUUCAGCCAAGAUGCAUUACAAUGUGUUGGAUGCCCAUGAAAAGUCUAAGGACUUGGACACACAAAUGAAGGAUCUCACGAAAGAACUUCAAGGAUUGAAUAAAGAGAGAGAGGCUGUGGAGAAGCAACACAGUCAAGCAAUAAAGAAACUGACAGAGCUUCAGCUUGAUGUGAAAGAUAUGCAAGAGAGGAUGUCAGGAGCUAACCAAGCCAAAGACGAUGCGGGACGCCAGCUGAAAAGUGUUGAAAAAGAAAUUCAAGAUUCGGUGAAGGAGCUUGAAAAAAUUAGCCCAUCAUACGAGGAACAAGUUCAAAAAGAAAAGGAGAUUACAAAAGGAAUAAUGGAUCGUGAGAAGCAGCUUAGCAUACUUUAUCAGAAGCAAGGUCGAGCUACACAAUUUGCCUCCAAAGCUGAUCGUGACAAAUGGCUUCAGAAGGAAAUUGAGGACCUGCAACGGGUCCUUUCUUCAAAUUUGGCUCAGGAGAAAAAGCUUCAGCAGGAAAUUAAUAAACUCAAUGUGGACUUAGCAACUCAAGAUGCAUACAUUACGGAUCGCAAGGCUGACAUUGAAAAAAUUCAGUCUCAUAUUUCUCAGUCACGAAAAGGAUUCAGUAACCAUAAAGAUCAGAGAGAUAAGCUGCAUGAUGAGCGAAAGGCAUUGUGGGGAAAGGAAAAUGCCCUUGAUGCUGAAAUUGAUAAGCUGAAGACAGAACUUGAGAAAGCAAAGAAGAGUCUUGAUCAUGCGACUCCUGGUGAUGUUAGGCGAGGACUUAAUUCUAUGCGGCGUAUCUGUAGAGAACAUAAUAUCACAGGGGUUUUUGGGCCAAUUAUCGAGUUGCUUGAUUGUGAUGAAAAGUUCUUUACAGCUGUGGAAGUUACUGCUGGAAAUAGCCUUUUUCAUGUGGUCGUUAAGGAUGAUGGAGUGUCAACCCAAAUAAUCAGACAGCUUAAUGCUCAGAAGGGUGGACGAGUUACGUUUAUACCUCUGAAUAGGAUUAAGGCUCCAAGGGUGAACUACCCAACAAAUUCUGAUGAUGUGGUAGCCCUAAAAAAGAAGUUGAAGUUCAAGGAAAGUUUCGACCCUGCAUUUCAACAGGUAUUUGGUAGAACAGUGAUAUGCCGAGAUUUGGAUGUUGCCACAAGGAUUGCUAGGACUGAUGGUCUGGACUGCAUAACAUUGGAAGGUGAUCAAGUAAGUAAGAAAGGUGGUAUGACUGGUGGAUUUUACGACCACCGCCGCUCAAAAUUGAGGUUCAUGAAUGCUAUCAUCCAGAAUCAGAAUUCGAUACAAGCGAAAGAGAAAGACCUGAAAGAUGUCAAAGCUACGCUUGAAGAUAUCCUUUGUCUUGUAGUCUCACGUGUAGAGCGGAAAAUCACAGAGCUGGUAACAGAGCAGCAGAAAAUUGAUGCUGAGCAGGGACAUGAUAAAACAAAAUUGGAGCAGCUGAAGCAGGAUAUUGCUAACGCCAAUAAGCAAAAGGAAUUCUAUUCUAAAGCUCUGGACAAGAAGGAAAAAUCGAUUGCGGAUGUAAGGAACCAAAUAGAGCAGCUUAGAGCCAGUAUGGCUGUGAAACAGGAUGAAAUGGGCACAGAACUCAUUGACCACCUAACGCCAGAGGAAAAAACCCUUCUAUCGCGUCUGAACCCCGAAAUAAGUGAUUUAAAGCAGGAGCUCAUCAGGUGUCGAGCAGAACGUGUUGAGACUGAAACGAGAAAGGCAGAGUUGGAGACUAAUCUUACCACUAACCUCAAAAGGAGAAAACAAGAACUGGAAGCCAUUUUAUCCUCUCCAGAAGAUGAUGCGUUGAAUACCGAUGCUGCAUUGAAGGCACAGGAAUUAGAGGAAGCUGAAUCACUGGUGGAUGCUGCGAAAGAGGAGCUCAAAAGAGUUUCUGCCACCAUAAAUGACAUAAAGAAGCAGCUGAAGAAGAUAAAAGAUGAAAAGAUAAAAUUGCAGACAUCAGAAGAAACCUAUGAGAGGACACUCCAGGAAGAAGCUAAGGAACUGGAGCAGCUACUGAGUAAAAGAAAUGUACUUCUUGCUAAGCAAGAGGAGUACUCCAACAAAAUUAGGGAAUUGGGUCCACUUUCAUCUGAUGCUUUUGACACGCAUAAGCGAAAGAAUAUCAAAGAGUUGCAGAGAAUCCUCCAUAGAUGCAAUGAGGAACUACAAAAGUUUAGUCAUGUAAACAAGAAGGCACUAGAUCAAUAUGUCAAUUUCUGGGAGCAACGAGAAGAACUUCAGAAAAGGCAAGCUGAACUAGAUGCAGGUGAUGAGAAAAUCAAAGAGCUGAUAACAGUUCUGGAUCAGCGGAAGGAUGAAUCUAUAGAGCGUACUUUCAAAGGUGUUGCUAGGCAUUUUCGAGAAGUGUUUUCUGAACUUGUCCAAGGGGGUCAUGGCCAUCUGGUUAUGAUGAAGAAGAAGGACGGUGAUCAAGAGGAUGACGACGACGAAGAUGAUGGGCCUCGUGCAGCUGAUUUGGAAGGCAGAGUAGAGAAAUACAUUGGUGUGAAAGUAAAGGUUUCUUUCACAGGGCAAGGAGAGACGCAGUCGAUGAAGCAGUUGUCCGGGGGCCAGAAAACGGUCGUUGCUAUGACAUUGAUCUUCGCUAUACAGCGUUGUGACCCUGCUCCUUUCUAUCUUUUCGACGAGAUCGAUGCGGCACUUGAUCCACAGUACCGAACAGCGGUUGGAAAUAUGAUACGUCGGCUGGCUGACAUGGCAAGCACCCAAUUCAUAACGACGACAUUCAGGCCGGAGCUGGUGAAAGUUGCUGACAAGAUAUAUGGGGUGACACAUAAGAACAGAGUGAGCCGGGUGAACGUCGUGUCCAAGGACGAUGCCAUAGAUUUCGUGGAGCGCGACCAGUCCCACAAUGCCGAGUAGAGGGUACGAGGCUCUGCAGUUUUCCUCUGGGAAAUAGCUAACCAUGUAAAUGGUAGAAGUACAAAAGUAGGAUGGAAGGAGGGAAGCGUGUUUAUAUUGCAGUGGACCAAGGAACCUCUUUAUGUUCCCUGGGAUUACUAUCUACUGUUUCUUCUGUGCUUAAAGCUAAAAUUGGUAUUAGUCAAAGUUGAUGUAGUAGACCUGGAUUUCAAGGCAUCCACAGAGACAUAGUUCAACUACAAUCUUGAUGUACUGGCUGAAAGACGGUCCAGCAUUCAACACGGCCACCACCACUAGUAGUAAUAUUGCUACUUUCGUAGUUAAUAACCUCUCCAUCAUCAACUUGUUAUCUUCUCUCUUUUCCUUUGUGA
Linum tenue is the source of this 4259-nucleotide messenger RNA. The record is from the annotation of a GenBank genome assembly. Lineage: Eukaryota; Viridiplantae; Streptophyta; Magnoliopsida; Malpighiales; Linaceae.